AUGCUAGUCUUUGGAACUCGGCUCGGUCAACAGAGUCAAGAGAGUCAACGCGGCCGGGCAACCCAGCACGAGUACCACAGCCGCCCCUCCCAGCAGCUCUGCUCCCAGCAGCACCACUCCCUGCAGCAGCAGCGACAGCAGCAGAGCGGCAAGGGCAAGAGCUGCCAUGGCAUGGCUGUGGCGAUCGUCCCUGCGCUGCAGAGUGCUUGCCGUCCCAGAAUCAGUGAGAAGACAGCAGUGCUGUGGCUGCUGGGGCCAGCACACGGCCGACGAGGCCAGUGGGGAGGCGAUGCAGUGCAAGCGCUGUGUGCAAGUGAUGAGGGCUGCUGCUAUGGGUUGGAGGAUGGGAAGGAUGCUCGUCCGCGUGGUGGCACGUCGAUCGUGAAUGAACACUCAGCUGAGGCGCGCUCGGCAGCGAUGCACUCGACGCUGCAACCCUUGGCAGUGAAUUGCUCUCCCACAAAAAUCUUGCCUCUGAAGCACCUGCCCCAGCUGCAUCACUCGGCCUUGAAGUGCUCGUACUCAGCUUUGGAACCCUGUGCUGCUAAGGGUUUUGGUAACGAGUUGAAACGGUCAUGUGCAGUCAAUCGCAACCCUGAAUUGGCUGCAGCUGCAGCACUUGCUCCUGCUACAGUUCCUGCUACGUCACCUGCCACAUCUCCUGCUGAAGCCACUCCUACAGCUGCUGUUACGUCUCCUCCUGCCCCAGCUGCCCCAGCAGUGUGCACAGAGAUCGGCCUGGCUCUGCUUCCAAUGCCCUCCCCACCAGCCUCAACACCCAGACAGUCAUCACCUCUGCGGAUCAGCACAGGCAGAGGCAGCGACAAUGGCGGUGGGAGAGCGGAUGCAUGCAUCAGGACUCACAGAGGCAGCAACGCCUCUCCACCCUGCCCUGCUCGUCCUGCCCGUCCUAACGCAGCAUCGAAGGACGUCAUUCAUUCCUUUUCGCGCUCUGCUCGUCCUGCUCCUGCUUCCACCGUUCCCUCUGCUCCCCUCCUGCCUCCCAUGCGUUCCUCUCUUCCCCCCGCCGCUCCCACCAUCUCUCCUCUUCCCUCGCCCUCUCCCAACCACUCUCCCGUCUCCCCUCUCUCCCUGCCUGGCCCCGCUUUCCAGUCUCCCCCUCCUGCUCCUCUCUCCCCUCCCCCUGCUCGCCUCUCCCCUCAUGCCAUUCCUCUCGCCCCGCUCUCCCCGCUACCCCCUCCCUCUGGCUACCCCUGCCGUGUGUGCGGAGCUCUGUUUGCCUCGGGGCCUGCCCUGGGAGGGCAUAUGAGGAGGCACCUGAGUGGGGGAUUCGAGGCAGGGGGGAAGGCGGACAGGGGAAGAUGGGUGGAUGAGCCAGGGGGCUGGGACAAUCAUCCAUAUGCUGGAGCAGAAAGGGCGCGAGGGGAGGGACGGGCAGGAGGGAGGUCUAGUCUGGGUGGGAGGGAGGAGCAGCAGGUGCAGGCUCUGGCGCAUCUGACCAAGAUGCGCGCCGAGCUGAACAAGGAUCUGCUGCUGCGCAUUGGCGUGAGACAAGGUGGCUGCUCUGGCUUCUCAUACGUGAUGGAUUUCGAGGAGCGAGCCAACAUCCAGGAAGGCGACUCUAUCGUGGACUACCAAGGCUUCUCUAUGGUGUGCGAUCCCAAGAGCCUUCUCUUCCUGUUCGGCAUGCGGCUAGACUACAGCGAUGCUCUCAUUGGGGGUGGCUUCUCAUUCAGCAACCCUAAUGCUUCCUCUACCUGUGGAUGUGGCAAAUCAUUUGCUGCGUAG
Closterium sp. NIES-65 is the source of this 1749-nucleotide messenger RNA. The record is from the annotation of a GenBank genome assembly. Lineage: Eukaryota; Viridiplantae; Streptophyta; Zygnematophyceae; Desmidiales; Closteriaceae.